Scophthalmus maximus (turbot) is the source of this 4969-nucleotide messenger RNA. It is a transcript of the gene strip2, whose product is annotated as striatin interacting protein 2. Gene Ontology annotation, cellular component: cytosol. Lineage: Eukaryota; Metazoa; Chordata; Actinopteri; Pleuronectiformes; Scophthalmidae. The transcript has 22 exons. The coding region runs from base 194 to 2713 and encodes 839 amino acids. Gene Ontology annotation, biological process: cytoskeleton organization. The record is from RefSeq and is a predicted model, not a curated record.
GCGCGCGGGGACAGCGAAUCGAGCAGGAUCGGGUGUGUGGGCAGCGGGAGGCGCAGAUCCUCAACUCGCUGCUACGGGAGUCGGCGCGCCUCCUGGUGCGGCGCAGUGUCAGCAGCUCUCCACCGCCACCGGACCCGGUAUGCGCGACCCGACCCGCGGAGGGCGAGCAAGUGAGCCGCGGCGACCGUGAACGAUGCAGGCGGAGGACAUGGAGGUACCUUUCAUUCAUAACCUUAACGAUAGCGGCGACAGGCAGGGGGCGAGAGGGAGAGAUGCGUUCACGGAGCAGCAGAAGGAGUCGGAGAGCUCCAUGGACUCGCCCAACCUGGAGUUCGAGUACGGAGACACGGACACGCUCACCGCUGAGCUUUCAGAGCUGUACAGUUACACAGAGGAGCCGGAGUUCGCCCUCAACAGAGACUACUUCGAGGAGGACUUCAGGAGCCAUGCUCGGGGCAGGAGGUGGAUCGGGCUGGCGGUGGAGGAGCAGCGGGCGUACGUGAUGAGGCUGCUGGACGCACUGGAGGUGACGGACAGAGACAAGAGGCUGAAGGUGGCCCGGGCCAUCCUCUACCUGGCCCAGGGGGCGUUUGAUGAGUGUGACACAGAGGUGGAUGUGCUCCACUGGUCAAGACACAAUGUCUUCCUGCUCUACGACAUGGGCAUCUUCACGGCACUGCUGGAGCUGCUCAGCAUGGAGAUGGAUAACAGCCAGGCGUGCAGCAGUGCAGUGAGGAAACCUGCCAUCUCUCUCGCAGACAGCACAGAGCUCAGAGUGUUACUGAGCAUCAUGUACCUAAUGGUGGAGACCAUCAGGGUGCAAACGGAGGACGACCGGCCUGAGUGGAUUUCAGCCAGAGAGGCCUUCAAGAACGAGUUAGGUUCACCUCUGUACAACGGCGAGCCCUUUGCCCUGCUCCUCUUCACCAUGGUGACCAAGUUCUGCAGCAUGAAUGCCCCACACUUCCCCAUGAAGAAAGUGCUGCUGCUGCUCUGGAAGACAAUACUGUUCACCUUGGGCGGUUUCGAGGAGCUCCAGGAGAUGAAGGUCCGGGGCCGGGAGCGUCUAAACCUGCCUCCGCUGCCGGAGGACAGCAUCAAGGUGGUCAGGGCCAUGAGAGCGGCCUCGCCGCCGGCCUCCGCCAUGGAGCUCAUCGAACAGCAGCAGCAGCAGAAGAGGGGCCGCCGUAGCCGCAGGAGUGCCUUUGUUGAUAGCUUGGAAGGAGACAGUCCCUUUCCCAAGAAGCAGCCCCUGGUCAAACAAGACAGCCUGGACACGUACAACGAGCGCGACCCCUUCAAGAACGACGACGCCCGGGACGAGGAGGAGGACCCCGAGGACACGGACAGCGGCAUAGAGGGCGAGGUGGACCCCCUGGACCGUGACGUCAUCAUCCAGCCUCCGCCGCCGCCGCCUCCUCUGAGACCUCCAACAGAGAGGGUCAACUUCCCCAAGGGCCUCCCUUGGGCCCCUAAAGUCAGGGAGAAGGACAUCGAGCACUUCCUGGAAACCAGUAGGAACAAGUUCAUCGGCUUUACUCUGGGAAAUGACACAGAGACCUUGGUGGGCUUGCCCAGACCCAUCCACGAGAGUGUCAAGACUCUAAAGCAGCACAAAUACGUGUCCAUCGCUGAAGUCCAGAUCAAGAGGGAGGAGGAGCUACAACAGUGUCCACUCACUCUGGGGGAGGAGGAUGUGGAGGAGACUGCAGCAGAGAUGCUGUACCUGGGCAUGCUUCCUAACCUCUCCCAGUAUGUGAUUGCCCUCCUGAAGCUGCUGCUGGCCGCCGCUCCCACCUCCAAAGCCAAAACGGACUCUAUCAACAUCCUGGCUGAUGUGCUGCCUGAGGAGAUGCCUAUCACAGUCCUUCAGAGCAUGAAGCUGGGAAUUGACGUGAACCGACACAAGGAAAUCAUUGUCAAGGCCAUCUCUGCUCUGCUGCUGCUGCUCCUCAAGCACUUCAAACUCAACCAUAUCUAUCAGUUUGAGAUUGUCUCCCAACACCUGGUAUUUGCCAACUGUAUCCCACUCAUCCUCAAGUUCUUCAACCAGAACAUCAUGUCCUACAUCAGUGCCAAAAACAGUAUCUGUGUGCUGGACUUUCCCCACUGUGUGGUCCAUGAGAUGCCUGAGCUCACCGCGGAGAGCCUGGAAGCGGGAGACAACAACCAAUUCUGCUGGAGGAACCUGUUCUCGUGCAUCAACCUGCUGAGGAUCCUGAACAAGCUGACCAAGUGGAAACACUCGAGGACCAUGAUGUUGGUGGUGUUCAAGUCCGCCCCCAUCCUGAAGAGAGCUCUGAAGGUGAAACAGGCCAUGAUGCAGCUCUACGUUCUGAAGCUGCUCAAGAUCCAGACCAAGUACCUGGGCCGCCAGUGGAGGAAGAGCAACAUGAAGACCAUGUCGGCCAUCUACCAGAAAGUCCGCCACCGGCUCAACGACGACUGGGCCUACGGAAAUGAUAUUGAUGCACGGCCCUGGGACUUCCAGGCGGAGGAGUGCGCCCUCCGCGAGAGCAUCGAGAAGUUCAACAGCCGCCGCUACGACAAGAACAAGAAUGGCGACUUCACGCCCGUGGACAACUGCCUGCAGAGCGUGCUGGGCCAGCGCGUGGAGCUGCCCGAGGACUUCCACUACAGCUACGAGAUGUGGCUGGAGAGGGAGGUGUUCUCUCAGCCGAUCCAGUGGGAGGGGCUGCUGCAGAAUCCAUGAUGGAGAGGGGUGGAGGGAGCGAGGGGGGUUGGGGAUGCCAGAGGAGCGAUCACGUACGACAUGUCAGAUUGGUUUAAAGGUGUUACUGCCGAAAUGGAGAGCGAGGAGAAGAAGAGGGAGGAGUGAGGCAGGGGAUUAUUUAUCUGCACAUCAGUGAUGUGGAGGGGAGGGAGUUUUUUUUUUUUACGAAGUCGCCUCCCAGGCCAUGCAGCGAUGGGAGGAGAUGAAAAAGGAAAUGGAGCAGAGGUGACGGGCAAACGGAGCUCCCUGCUGCGAGCUCAGCACAAAUAGAUGCCACACACACACACACACACACACACACUUGAUGCUAAAAUGUGCCUAUGACUGCUUUGAACACACAUGGACGUGACGGGUAAGAGCAGAGGUAGCAAUUCAUAACAAACGUGAUAUCACUGUAGCAGGAGUUGGCCAGUUAUACUGCCCCCCCCCUCCCCCCAUGUUACACAACAACAAAACUUGCCAGUUUACACUCUUUGUUCCCCUUUAUAAAAUGUUGGUGCUUUUUUUGACUUCAUUUCUGUUUACUUAUAUCAGUGUGUGUAGUUUUCUGAAAUAAGAUGUAAAUUUAAAUGAUUUCUAAUCCGUUUAUUGUGGGGUUCUUUUUUUAUUUUGUCACAGAGCCCAAUGGGUUGUAGUUUCUCGCGGAUGGAUUUGAACGUUUCAUAUGUAUUUUCUAGAAGUAAAGGCCUUUUGGAAGCAAACCACAGGGUCAUUUUGAUAGUCCGAAUGAAUAAGUUGGGAGAUAUUUUCUCCCCCCCCCUAAAAGGCAUCCAAAAAAUUAAUAUACCAGCUCUAAGUGUGUGGUUUGUUUAUGCACAUGAAGAAAAAUUUGUUAUGUAAAAAAUUGGCAAAAAUGCAGAGGAUGUUUUUUGGGCCACAAAACAAAUAGAAUCUGCUUGAUGAAACUACAUUCUGAAUAGUAACCUGUUUGUCUUUCAACAGGAAAUUGACCUUGUAACAGAACCCUUGUCAUUCCAGAAAACGUCAGUAUCUUUGACCUCACAGAAUCAGAUGUGUCCUCGAGGAUUCAUUCAUGAACACUUCUCAAACCUCUGCAAUGAUCAUAGUAGAAAGAAAUUCUGUCGGUAGGUUCAUUUUGACUCUCCGCUUCAACUCGCCGACUCCCUCACCACAUGCCCGACGACAGCACAACACAGAAACCACUGAGCUCCCUGGUGGCUGACGGCCUUUGCCACACUUGCAGUUGAAGCAACACAGUUGUCACCUAUUCGCUCUCUUAUCGUUCCUUCAGCUACGACUACCUACUUCCUGAGUCGAGAGCGUUGAAUCGUUCCCAGGGAAAUGUCUCUACUGAAGCACAAAAACAAGCACAGAGGACAAAAACGCAUGGUCACCAUGUUUUCAUGUCACCGGUUCAGAUUGUUAUCGACUCGGCCAGACCGGUCAAGAGCCGUCAUAUGUCAUCUUUGUAUAGAAGAAUAAUUUGUCCUUCUCCGUGGGAAUGUGCAUGGCCACUGUUUUGUUUUCGAGUAUCUGUUCACACUUAAAUAUGAUCUUUGGAAUGUCUUCUUUUUUUUUGUCUAAUGAUGUUUCCAGCACAAUUAGAAGUGUACUUUUUUAAUCUUAAAGUCACAGUGUUUCGUGUUACAAGGGAUUUUAUUUUUCUGUUCUUCAGGAAAGUGAAAUAUAAAAAAAAAUACUACUAUAGAUUCUCAGGUUUAUGGAGAUAAUAUUUUGCAACAGUUUAAAAGGCUUCCUUCCCAUCACCUAGCUUCACUACAAGCAGUGCUUAACAUUUACCACCUGGGGUGCAGUGUUAUUGAACACAAUAACUUAUUGUAAGUGUUAGUUUGUAUUUAUGCCAUUUGCAUUUUCAGUGCAGGUGUAUGUUUUGUAUCUUGUGCCAAAUUUGAGUGCCAUUUUCUAAUUUUAUUUAUUUUGUUGCCUCCAUGAUCAUUUUUGUUCAUUCAGAUCGCCACUAAAGGCUUGCAAUACAGAAAUGUUAUUUUCUACCUGGAAAUUGUACAAUCAAUGGAAGUUGCGGUUUUGUUGUAUCUGGUACAGUAAUUUACCAGACGUGUUUAGCAUUUAAUGGAUGUUACUACAAUAUAUGUGUUUUUGUUACAUCCAUUGACAUAUCUGUAUCGUUAUAGAUAAAUACUCAAUACUGAAAAUGUUCAGGGGUAUGUGCAAUUGCAGAUCCAUAGAGGCGUUAUUAAAUAGAAUGACAAAUUACAAUAUCAGAGUUGCUUAUUAAACAAUGUUGAACAAUUA